Messenger RNA from Chlamydomonas reinhardtii, 3645 nucleotides. RefSeq lists its product as uncharacterized. Bases 248 to 2497 code for a protein of 749 amino acids. Gene Ontology annotation, molecular function: phosphoprotein phosphatase activity. The transcript is spliced from 7 exons. The record is from RefSeq and is a predicted model, not a curated record. NCBI's taxonomy places the organism in Eukaryota, Viridiplantae, Chlorophyta, Chlorophyceae, Chlamydomonadales, Chlamydomonadaceae.
UCUGAAGGAGCAGAGUUUAUAGUGCCUAGCACUGAUGGCCCCAGACUAGCAAGCACCCAAAAGUCAACUCAACAGUAUCGCUGGGCGAUUGUUAAGACCUAUGCACACCUGGAGCUGCGCAUUAAUCCAGGACCUUUGUUGCGCCCAACAUUAUCUGGGAGCUAGUUUCCGGCGCUGCAGUAGUAGACGACUCUGAAUGCUGAAUCGCCUGAAAGGCAUACUACAGCGCGUCGCUAACCAUCUGGGCAUGACGGAAGUGCAAACCGUGGAGCCACAAGAGCCACAAGGUGCUGUUCCUGGCGCUCCAGAAACCGCAGCGGGGGCGUCCAACGCGACUGGCGCGGAGCCAACCCCGUCUCGCCGUUUGAAGCGCACCGCGAGUCCGUCGGACGAGAGCUCCGAGCAGAAGCGUGCAAGGACUGCACCUGCAACGCCUGUGCAUACAUCGUCCAAUGGGGCAGACGCGCCAGGCGACAAGGCUCAUGACGAGGGAGGGGCUGGUGUUGCCAGCACUGGGCCGCAGCGCUCGUCUGGCGCGGCCUCGGCCCCCGCCAGCCUAAACCGCCCUGCCGCCAGCCGACCGUCGGCAACCCCUGGCAAGAGCAGCCCUGGCCGUGCGCACGCCGGCGCAGGGCACGGGCAUUCGCCGCCAUACGGCAGCAACAAUCGUCACAGCAGCGCCGCUGGUCCCCAAGCUGUGCUGCAGCACGCCCAGCCGCAGCAUGCCACCGCUGAGCAGUCCAGUCUCUUCGCGCCGUUGCUACAGCGAACCGCCGCCGCAGCGGCCCCCCUCGGCCCCAACAGCAGCGCCACGACUGACAGCUACGGAGCAACUCCCAGCGGGGCCAGGCCCAGCACGAGCGGCGGCGGCGGUGGGGCUUCCGGCGGUGUCCGGCAUCACACACCGCAUCGCGCCAACCACCACCACGGCGCUUUGGAGGAGCAGGUUUUCUCCCCUGGCUUCCACCUGCCCCAGUCCACAGCCAGCGGCGGCCCCCACGGUGCAGCUAUAGGCGCCGGCGGCGACAGCACACCCAUGUCCCAUGGCGGCGGCGGCGGCUCGCCUGGCACGCAUCGCACACCCUUCAGCGAGGGCCGGCCAUCCCCGUCGAAGGCAGGCGACGAGGCUGGGGCCGACGCGGGCAUGGGCUCGCGGCUGGCGUCGCUGCUUGCGAUCCAGCCGGCGCCCGGCAUGGGGCAGGUGCACGCUAUUGACCUGAACGUCGUGGAUGCGGUGGCGGUGGACACCGACGACGACGAGUCGCAGCAGGCGGGGCCGGGGCCGGCGUCGGAGGCCGUCGCGGCUACGGCCUCCGCGGGAAAGGGAGCGCGUGGCAAGGCAGGUGGGAGGCCGCCCUCUGCCCGGACACGGAGGCAAGCGCGGGAACCACAGCAGGGUGCAGCGGCGGAGGAGGAUGCGGGAGCGGUGGAGCACGGGGACGCUGCUGCCGGGAAACAGGCCGCUGCAACCACCAGCAGCAUCAGUGGUGGCGCCAUUGCGGCUGUGGGUGAGGAGCUGAGCAGCAGCAGCGGUGGGGAGGGGCCGGGCGAGGAGGAGUACGGCGACGAGGAGGAGUAUGGUAAUGACGAGAAUGCACACCCGGGCCGGCACCACCAGAACGCACAGCUGUUGGCUGCAGGGCAGCAGCCGCAGGCCUACGACGCUGUGCUGGUCGCGUCGGCGCCCCGCGCGCUGGCGGCGGCGGUGUCGGCAGCGCUGCCCACCAGCACCCGGGCCGCGGCAGCAACGCCCGGCGGCGCCGACGCAGCUGGCGCGCACGGCGCCGGGAGCGGGGAGGAAGCGGGUGAAGACGAGGAGGAGGAGGACGAGGAGGAGUUCGUGGAGUUUGACCCACUGCUGUUUAUCAAGCAGCUCCCGCCGCUGGAGCAGUGUGUGCCGGCGCACCGCCCGGCGCUGCUGCCCAAGCAGACGCGGGCCAUGGCGCGGCGCAAGACGCUGGUGCUGGACCUGGAUGAGACUUUGGUGCACUCCAGCCUGGAAGCGGUGGACCGCUCCGACUUCAACUUCCCCGUCACCUUCAACGGCAUGGACCACACCGUGUACGUGCGGCAGCGGCCCCACCUACACGACUUCAUGGCGCGUGUGGCUGCGCUGUUCGAGGUGGUGGUGUUCACGGCCAGCCAGCGCAUCUACGCGGAGCGCCUGCUGGACAUUCUGGACCCGGGGCAGGCGCUGGUGCGGCACCGCAUCUACCGCGACAGCUGCGUGGUGGUGGACGGCAACUACCUCAAGGAUCUAUCGGUGCUGGGACGCGACCUGGCGCACACGGUCAUCGUUGACAACUCGCCGCAGGCGUUUGGAUUUCAGGUGGACAACGGCAUCCCCAUCGAGUCCUGGUACGACGACGACUCCGACACCGAGCUGCUCAAGCUGCUGCCUUUCCUGGAGUCCCUGGCGGCCUCGGAUGUGGACGACGUGCGGCCGCGCAUCCGGCAGCAGUUCCGGUUACAGGAGCUCAUAGACCGGUCUGGAUGAGCACCGUCUUUUUGGGUACCGCGCGAGGCCGCUACAGGGAUUUUAGGGCACUUUCACCCGGCGCUCUUAUUUCACACAUAGAAAUCUCGGCAACACGACGAGAACGGUGCGGAGGCGCAUGCCAUCCAGAACGGUGGGGGCACGGACGGCGGCGGCGGGGGGUGGAGAGGGCAGGACGGGGGUGCAGGAGAGAGGGGACGCAGUGGGCGUGCCUGAGGAUCAGGCGGGGCGACCUGCAACAGGAGGCAGGAGGAGCGGCGGCGGCAUGCACGCGUCGCACCCAUUCGGGUGACACCGCUUGGUUCUCGUAGGGGGCGUGUGUGUGUUUGGGGGGGGGGGGGGGGCUCAUAUGUGUUGUCACAUUAUGGAGAAAUGGCUCUCGGCUCUCUUAAGCGGCAUGUGCGGUAUGGACUUCGAGGAAAUCUACUGCUUAGAGUUGGCAGGAGGCCCAGGAUCACGUCACUUGUCAACCUUCACGCACUGCCACUUUAAACUCCACUGCACUGCCGGGGAUGUUAACUCACCAAUAUGGUGCAGCCCGCGUUGAUGACUUGUUGUUGCGUUGCUGACAGCAGACUACUAGACACGUGGCAUGUAUGGUAGCGUAGAUCCACGCACUGGGCUUCCCUGGGGUGAAUGUGGUAGCACGGAAGUGCAGAGGCGUGUGGCUUCGGGUCGAUGCUGCGGCCGGCUGAGAACAUGUCGUGGCUUUGUGUUGGACGUAAUGGACUUGACAUCCGUUGCAUGUGUGCCGCGUGUGUCUGUUUGCGUUUGCGUUUGCUCCUCGUGCUGAGCUCACAGUAUACCUGGUGCGGACCUGACGAUGCGUCCCAUAUGUACAUAUGACAAUGGCCGGGGGUAGCCUUGCUUGAGAGGUUUCAUGCACGUGAAAAUAUGUGGGCACGGGUGGGAGCCACACACAUCGGGACUACGCUUUCCUGCCCCUUGCCAUGUUCCAUCACGAAUGCACGUGAAAAUGCUGUAGCAGUCAUUUACAGCCUACGCUCGCCAGCGGACCGUCACUGUCCACCCGACCUGAGGCUCUCUCGCAUUCGUCGCGUUCCCACAGGGAGCAAUAUUGUGUUUGGUCUACGCCUCGACAGGUGAUUACCGGAGCGGUAAAAGAGGGCAUGUAAGCGACUUUUCAU